AUAGUGUGGAGCUCUCUUCAUGGUCUGUGCCACCUGCUGACAAAACCAAGGGGUCUGGAGCAUUUGAGUUGAAUGAGGUUUGUGCUGUGUGCCGGCAGGCUUUCCUUUGAAGGGAAAUGAUUCCGCAUGAAGUACAGCGCACUCGGCCCCCCAUCAUCCUCUGCAACAGCAGCAGGUGUAACAUUGUGAUGCUCUCCCCUGCCACACUUGGCUCCCGUCUCAGGUGCUAAAGAUUGCUGGACAGAUUACACGGCUCUACUUCCUCUGCUCUAACUACCCCCCCAUAUAGUCAUUUAAAAACUCUUCUUUUUUUAAAGAAAGACAAUCUGCAGUUUUUGAUGACCUGAGUUAAGAAAGAACAUACAAGACUUUAAUUAUAGUUAAUUAAAUGUAAAAUAAAGCUUUAAAAUUAAAGAAGAAACGAAAGUGAAAUAGAAAGUCAGGGUGAAAGUUUAAAAAAAGAAAAGGAUAAGUGUUUGGACAAAACUUAAAGGAAGAUAAGGAAAGUAUAGUUAAAGGACAAAAGGGGAGAACAGCAUGAAGUCAAACCAGGAACGCAGUAAUGAAUGUCUACCCCCCAAGAAGAGGGGCACGUCGAGCACGUUACCAUGUGAAAAUCGCUCACCUACCAUAGCAGCUGUUGGUGACAGCCAGCGCGUGGAGAACAUGACCUGUCCUAGUGUGGCUGGUGGGAAAGAGACCAGUACGGGUCCACACCUUAGCUCCAGUCAGUCUGACGGACCCCACUAUAAGUCCCCCUCCUCCUUACCAGAUUCUUCCUCACUGAGGCUAGUGUCAACGCUUCCUGCAGUGUACACAUCUCCCCUGUCACAGUCCACAGUUGGAGGAACUGUCCAUUACACACAGCUGCCUCCCAAUAUGCAGUUUAUAACUUCAACCUAUACUCCUCCAUACACGGGCUAUCUUUCCCCUCAGCUAUUACCACCUCCUCCUCCACCUCCUCCACUCUCCUCCUCCUUUUCCUCAGCCACACAUAGACCCUUAUACACAGAGACAACAUCUGGUCCCUCACAGAUCUCCAAACACAAUCAGCAGCGAGUGAACAUGGGCCGCACCUCCAUGCCUCCUCCAUCUACAGACCCUGUCCCUCAUCACAAUCAAAUGUCAACAUCCCCACGGACUGCACCGUCACCACACCACCAAGGAGGCGCUCACCUUCCAUCCCAGUCCAUACAUCCCCACUACAAUUUAGGAGCUGGUAUGUCCCAGCUUGUGGUGAAAUAUAUGGAUGGGCCCACCAGGAAAGAGGAAGUUGGCCCCAGACACAGGGAGCUUCUCAACGGGGAGCUGGAACGAGUCAGACGGAUUGGAUCGUCUUGCGAGUCUAGUCUCUCAAAGUCAGGGAGUAAAUCAAGGGAGGCCAUGUCACCUUUGUCUUCCUAUGAGGUCCGCUCGCUAGUUACUCCAUCAGACUACUCUGUUCCUGAUCACUUAGGCUUGAGAACCUCUGUCAUGUUGAUGCCUAAUAGCCAUGGGGACCACCAGUUGGUACCACCUAGAACCAGCCCUGAAAAGCUGACAGCUUCUGCCCCCGCACACCUGGAGAAAGGUGGCAUUGUUAUGGGCAAGCCUGUCAGUCGCACAGCCUCCUCAUCUCACACCACCUGUUCUUUCACAUUUCCACCCCCACAAAGUGCAGAGAGUCUGAAAGCAGCUGUUGGCACAUUUUCACCCCAGACUGUGAUCCAGACCACCCACAACGCUACAGAGCCACUGUCAAUGGGACUCCCUUCUACGACUAUCUACCCACAACCUCCUAUUAUUGGUUACAUUGCAGGGGGCAGUGGGAGCAGUUACCACACCAGCCUACAGCAACACUUACUCAUUUCAGGCACCCAACCCGUCAUCAUCCCGGUCAGUGGUGGUGGAGUCCCCACACUGGAACCAGUAACCUCCCACAUUACAUCAUCUACCCAAGCCUCAUCUUUUCCUGGUACACUCCCACAUACAUACAUCGCUGCCACUGCCCAAAAAGGAGAAACUCUGGACGCCCAAAGUGGCCCGAUCCACAUUGCUUCUUCAGGUGCAGUGGUUCAAGCCCAGCUUCAUCUCCCCAUUGUUCCCACUUCGCCUGGGCUGGUCACAGCCACCACUCCUCCUGUCCCCACUACUCCUUCUCUCCCGCCAUACUUCAUCAAGGGUUCUAUCAUUCAGUUGGCUGACGGGGAGCUGAAACGAGUGGAGGACCUGAAGACAGAUGACUUCAUUCAGAGUGCGGAGAUCAGCAGUGACCUGAAAAUUGAUUCAUCCACGGUAGUGCGGAUUGAAGGGAGCCACGGCUCACCUAACUGUGCUGUUGUUCAGUUCGCCGUUGGGGAGCAUCGCGCACAGGUGAGUGUGGAAGUCUUGCUGGAGUACCCCUUCUUCGUCUUUGGCCAAGGAUGGUCUUCCUGCUGCCCCGACCGGACCACCCAGCUUCUGGAACUACCUUGUACCAAGCUUUCUGUGGGAGAUGUUUGUAUUUCACUGACACUAAAGAACCUGAAGAAUGGAUCUCUGAAGAAGACCCAACCACUGGAGCUAAUCACCCAAACGUCUACCCUACCCCCAAGCCAUUGGCACCUGAAAGCCCCCAGAGCUGUCUCAGACGCCCCCCAGAGCUGCAGUGGAGGAAACUCCAGGCACAAGGAGUGGGAGAAUGGGAUCAGCCAGCGGGGGAGCGGUGAAAGUGGGAUUGGGAGUGGAGAGGGUUCCAGUGUGGAAAAUGGAGAUGUCGUGUUUGGAGACAGGGGAUCUGUUUGCAAAGCUCAGGUUGGUGGCAGCACAGAAGCUGGCUCCAGUAAGCCAGGAGGCAGGAAGAGGAGAUGGUCUGCUCCUGAGGGUCGAAAAGUAGAAAAAUCUGAGGAAGAGCCACCUUUGACCUUGCCUAAACCUUCAUUCAUCCCUCACGAGGUGAAGGUCAGCAUUGAGGGAAGGUCGAAUAAUGGCAAGUAAAGGCUAGCAGGACUGUUAAAAGCCUUGGGAUUAAAAAAAA
Nematolebias whitei (Rio pearlfish) is the source of this 2995-nucleotide messenger RNA. RefSeq names its product ataxin 1a (gene atxn1a). Gene Ontology annotation, molecular function: protein binding; RNA binding. Gene Ontology annotation, cellular component: nucleus. Gene Ontology annotation, biological process: negative regulation of transcription by RNA polymerase II; nervous system development. NCBI's taxonomy places the organism in Eukaryota, Metazoa, Chordata, Actinopteri, Cyprinodontiformes, Rivulidae. The transcript is spliced from 3 exons. The coding region runs from base 538 to 2955 and encodes 805 amino acids. The record is from RefSeq and is a predicted model, not a curated record.